GGGGUUUGGGUUGGAAGUGAGGGGCACCGGCAGAGCUGUGGGGGGGGCGGAGGAUGAGAGCUGAGAUGAAAUGCGCAGAGAGCAGAUUCCUUUCUGGACUCAUGGAAUGCAUUAAAGACCUUCCCCCCCCCCACCCACACACACACCCCAGAGACUCCAACUGGUAAUGGAUGGGCUAGGAAGCCCCACCUUUCCCUGAUGGCAUCACCGGGGGGUGGGGGGGAGUAUAUUAAAGGAGCCCCUUGGUUCCAGGCAGUCCAGAGUAGCCGCAGGACACAGGAAGACUCCACUCCUGUUCCCUGUCUUAAAGGGGCAACCCUCCCAAUUAGCUCUGGGCAUCCGUCACCCCCUGGGGUACCCCUUGCCCCCUAGUCUCCGGUCCAGGCAUCCCAUCUGCCCUGGGCUGGUGGGCCACGCCCUGCUCCCGAUGCCCAUGCUCUCCUCCAACAUGAACUGCGUAGCCGAGUUCUUCACCUACGAGACCACCAAGUCAGUGGUGGUGAAGAGCUGGACCGUUGGCGUGAUCAACCGGGCUGUGCAGCUGCUCAUCAUCUCAUACUUCAUCGGCUGGGUGUUUCUCCAUGAGAAGGCGUACCAGGUGCGGGACACCUCCAUUGAGUCCUCUGUGGUGACUAAGGUCAAGGGCUUCGGCAAAUACACCAACAGGGUCAUGGACACGGCAGACUACGUUACACCCCCACAGGGGACGUCCGUCUUCGUGAUCAUCACUAAGCAGAUUGUCACGGAGAACCAGGUGCAAGGCUUCUGCCCUGAGAGCGAAGUGAAGUACAGCUGUGUGUCUGACAGUGACUGCCAGAGACCCGUCCCUACCACAGGAGGCGGAAUCCUGACUGGCCGGUGUGUGAACUACAACAGGAGCCUGCGGACCUGUGAGAUCCAGGGCUGGUGCCCGGCUGAGGUGGACACCGUCCAGGCGCCCAUCAUGCUGGAGGCAGAGAAUUUCACCCUCUUCAUUAAGAACAGCAUCCGCUUCCCGCUCUUUGACUUUGAGAAGGGUAACCUGCUGCCCAACCUCACAGCCCAGGACAUCCGGACGUGCCGCUUCCACCCAGUCAACCAGCCCUUCUGCCCCAUCCUGCGUCUGGGUGACAUCGUCCGCUUUGCCGGCCAGGAUUUUUCCAAGCUGGCCUCCACGGGAGGAAUUCUGGGGAUCAAGAUUGGGUGGGUGUGUGACCUGGAUCGCUCAUGGGAGCACUGCGUGCCCAGCUACACCUUCACCCGCCUCGACAGCGUCUCCGAGAAGAACAACGUCUCUCCCGGCUACAACUUCAGGUAUGCCAAGUACUACAGGCGGGAGAACGGCACUGAGUACCGGACCCUGAUGAAGGCUUUUGGCAUCCGUUUCGAUGUGCUGGUCUACGGGAACGCUGGGAAAUUCAACAUCAUCCCAACCCUGAUCAACACCGUGGCAGCCUUCACCUCCGUCGGGGUGGGCACUGUGCUGUGUGACAUCAUCCUCCUCAACUUCCUGAAGGGCGCAGAGCAGUACAAGGCAAAGAAGUUCGAAGAGGUGACGGAGGUGACCCUGCGCCACAGCCCCGUGUACAGGAGCAGCCAGAUGCUGGGAGGCCGGAAUGACGAGAAGCAAUCCACCGACUCGGGGGCCUACUCCAUCGGCCUCUAGUGCCCCUGCCCUUGGCGACCGGACAGUUUCCUACCCGCCCUCUGCUGCUGCGGGCACCUCGCCCCUGCUCAUAGGCAAGGGCAUCUUUUGUACACUCCCCUCCUGCGAGCCUCUGCUUCUUCCAUCUUCCUCAUCACCGGCCAGUCUUCCUCAUGGGCCCCCUCGCCAAGGGGGCGGAAAUCUCUCCUCUGGCACGUCCUCAUGAAAGCACUGCCAUCUCCCUCAGGAAGCAUGUACCAUUCCCUCCCCGUUGAACCUGGGCAGUGCCAGGGAGCAGGCACGGCAGACACGGGCCAGCUUGGCUGCUGCUGGCACCGGCGCCACUCAGUUACCAGCAUGCCUGGCACUGUACAAGAAAUGGGCAGCACUCCUCCCCCUGGGGAGCGUGUGCUCCUCAGCAGGGGGCGCUCUCUCUGGGUUUGGCUGGGUGCUGAGAGCUCGGGAGGGCGCCCUUGGGACUGAGGGGUGGAUGGGAUUGGUUCCCUUGUCCCAGCAGGGGGCGCUCUCUCCAGCUCAGGUGCUCUCUCCAGCACUGAGAGAGGCACCCCAACGGUAGGAGUGUGGGGUCUCCUUUCGCCAGCGGGGGGGGGGGGGUGGCUCUCCCCACCUUUGCCCCUAUUUCCAUCCUGGCAGAUUCCCAGAUUCCGGAGUGGGGAGGAGGAAACAGUCCUGGGCGGGACGGGGCAUCCGGGCCCAGGGACGUGCUAUUCCCCCCCUCCAGUGCUGACUCCAUUCUCCCAUGCCAGGGCUUUUUAAUCAAUAAAACUCACUUUCUCAUCA
Molecule: messenger RNA, 2425 nt
Organism: Chrysemys picta bellii (western painted turtle)
Lineage: Eukaryota; Metazoa; Chordata; Testudines; Emydidae
Gene: P2RX3
Product: purinergic receptor P2X 3
Biological process (GO): response to ATP; calcium ion transmembrane transport
Cellular component (GO): nuclear inner membrane; plasma membrane
Molecular function (GO): ATP binding; purinergic nucleotide receptor activity; extracellularly ATP-gated monoatomic cation channel activity
Source: RefSeq, a predicted model, not a curated record